AUGUUAGAGCAGCUUUUGAUCUUUACCCGAGGAGGAUUAAUCCUUUGGACAUGCAAAGAGCUUGGCAAUGCUUUGAAAGGUUCACCCAUCGACACUUUGAUCCGAUCCUGUCUCCUUGAGGAACGAUCUGGUGACGUUUCAUUUAAUCAUGAGGCCUACACCCUCAAGUGGACGUUUCACAAUGACCUUGGGCUUGUCUUCGUCGCUGUUUAUCAGCGGAUUCUCCACUUGCUUUAUGUGGAUGAUUUGCUUUCUAUGGUCAAGCAAAGCUUCUCUGAGAUCUAUGAUCCUAAGCGGAUGGCUUAUGAUGACUUCGAUGAGACUUUUAGGCAGCUUAGGAAGGAAGCUGAAGCUCGGGCUGAGGAAUUGAGGAAGACUAAGCAAGUGGGGAAGCCUGUGACCAGUGUUAAGAAGCAAGGGCAGGUCUUGAAAGCUGGGCUUGAAGGAGGGAACAAAAGGAUUGGUGAAGCUGCUUCCAAGAAAGACGAUGGAGAUGGUAAUAAAGCCAAAGUCAGUAACUUGACUAAUGGUCAUUCCAAGGAGAAUCAGCAAUUGGAAAAUGAUUCUCAGGAGACUGAUCUUGCUAACGGGAAAGAAAACACGAGUUCUAAUGUUGCUGUUGAUUUAAGCAAACUUCAGAAACUAAGAAGUAAAGGAGUAAGAGGUAGAGGUGUAAGGAAAGCUGACAGUAUAGGUAAUAAGAGUUCCAAGCUUGCUGCUGCGGAACCAGCCAAAAAGGCGACAAAGAAAAACAGGGUUUGGGAUGAUGCGGCUCCCAAACAAUCGAGACUGGACUUCACAGAUUCAGUCGAUGAAAAUGGGAACAACGAUCAUGUCGAUGUUGUGGCUGCUGACCAAGGAGAAAGUAUGAUGGACAAGGAAGAGGUUUUCAGCAGUGAUAGUGAAAGUGAUGAUGAUGAGGAACCAGGAAGUGAUGAGAAGCCUGCUGAGGCAAAGAAAAAAGGAUGGUUUUCUUCCGUUUUUCAGAGUAUUACUGGGAAGGCGAAUCUUGAAAAGACAGACCUUGGACCGGCGUUGAAAGCAUUGAAGGAACGUCUCAUGACCAAGAAUGUGGCUGAAGAGAUUGCUGAGAAGCUUUGUGAAUCAGUGGAAGCUAGUCUUGAAGGAAAGAAGUUGUCAUCGUUCACUAGGAUCUCUUCAACUGUUCAGGCAGCGAUGGAGGAUGCUCUGGUUCGUAUAUUGACUCCAAGACGUUCCAUUGACAUAUUGAGAGAUGUCAAUGCUGCCAAAGAACAGAGGAGACCUUAUGUGGUUGUGUUUGUUGGAGUCAAUGGUGUUGGGAAAUCCACCAAUCUGGCCAAAGUGGCGUAUUGGCUUCAGCAGCAUAAGGUCAGUGUAAUGAUGGCUGCUUGUGACACAUUCCGUGCUGGAGCUGUUGAGCAGUUAAGGACUCAUGCUCGCAGGUUACAGAUACCGAUAUAUGAAAAGGGCUAUGCAAAGGAUCCAGCAGCAGUUGCUAAAGAAGCCAUAAAGGUAGCAACUGACAAUGGAUCCGAUGUUGUUCUUGUUGACACAGCUGGUCGGAUGCAGGAUAAUGAACCUUUGAUGAGAGCACUCUCAAAUCUCAUUAACGGUAAUCAGCCAGACUUGGUCUUGUUUGUUGGUGAAGCCCUUGUUGGAAACGAUGCAGUAGACCAGCUCUCAAAGUUUAAUCAGAAACUUUCGGAUCUCUCCACUUCUGGGAAUCCAAGACUGAUAGAUGGAAUCUUACUGACGAAGUUCGAUACCAUUGAUGACAAGGUUGGAGCAGCUUUAUCGAUGGUUUACAUAUCAGGAUCACCGGUUAUGUUCGUGGGUUGUGGCCAGUCUUACACUGACCUGAAGAAGCUUAAUGUCAAAGCCAUAGUGAAGACACUUCUCAAGUGAUCUCCUCUUCAUCAUCAUCAUCACCACCAUCAUUCACUAUCAUUAUCAUCAUUACCAUAAUGAAUCAAUGUCUUAAUCCAUCAUACUGUUGUUUUUUGGUUUUUGAUUUGAAAACGGUUUCUCUUUGGAUAUGAAUGUUGUUGUCUUUCUUAAAACACUCGCAAGACUUUAUUUUCGUUGGAGUCGCAAAAAUUCCCAUCCCAUGACUUUUUUAUAUGAACUAUGUUGCAACU
Molecule: messenger RNA, 2120 nt
Organism: Capsella rubella
Lineage: Eukaryota; Viridiplantae; Streptophyta; Magnoliopsida; Brassicales; Brassicaceae
Product: signal recognition particle receptor subunit alpha
Exons: 7
Coding region: 1-1887 (628 amino acids)
Biological process (GO): SRP-dependent cotranslational protein targeting to membrane
Cellular component (GO): signal recognition particle receptor complex; endoplasmic reticulum membrane
Molecular function (GO): GTP binding; GTPase activity; ATP hydrolysis activity
Source: RefSeq, a predicted model, not a curated record